AUAUAUUCGAAGUGAUUUAGUUUCACCGGUGAAUGUUUGCAUAAGUAUUUUUGGUUUUUAAGUUUUAUUUUCUCAUUCCUCUUUGGCUACGUCAUCGUGCCAUUUAAAUAGUAGAAAAGCUAAACCACAGAAGCAAUACGGUAUCUGACGUUGGACAACCAGUAGUAGCCUCAGAUUUGAUGUAUAAUAUAUGUUAUAUAUAUAUAUAUUAAAAGCAAAUGAAAGUAUGGCUUCUAGAAGCCAGCUGUUUUAGAUUUACCUAUCUGGUUUCAUGAAGCUAGUUUUUAAAUGCUGUGUGAAUAGUGAAUUAUAAGUGGGAGCUACUGAAAUAUGCAUAUGGGAAGCUUGGUAGGAUAAGUCUUUUUAGAAGGACCGGGAUUUCUCUGUUCAUUGAAGAACUGAAUCAGAGGUAUAGAAGAAAACUAUAACACCUUUACGUAUAGUGAUCUCUUGAAUGAUGUCGCAACUUGUAGUGCCACUUGCUCAAGAUCAGCAAUAGUGUCUAUUGAGUUGACUGCUCUAGUUUAAAUUUGCAUAAAUAGGUUGAAUCCUUUUUUAUAUCUUCUUUUGGUGACAGAUAGGCAGAACGAUAAUUUACCUCGUAUAUGUGGUGAAUGUAUCGACGAGACAAAACGUUAUUUCUAUCGAAAUAAAAUAAAACUAGUGUAGGUUAUAAUCUACACUGUCUCAGGUAUAUUAAUCUAUUCCUUUUUCCACAUGCUUUUGUUCUUUGUAGUGUCAAUAAGUUCUUGUAAUACCUCAUUCAUUGGCUUUUCGCUGUGUCACAGCUUUAACUAAACCGUAUCUGUGCCAAGUUCUAUGUUGGUUCAUCUAUAAGAAUGCAUGGUGGUUUUAAUAAGUUUGGUGGUAUCAUGUGUAUGGCUUCCCACAAAACCAAAAGCAAGACUUGCUAAGCAAAAUGCUUAUCUAUCCCCUUGAUACAAAAAUCAAAUGUUUUCUUUUGUCCACUUGCACCUAUAAUUAUUUUCGUAUUGCCAGACAUUCGUAAACCUUCUGUGCUAAUGUAUUGUAUUCAAUUUCUCUUCACUUUUAUUUUGCUUUUAGUCUAUGUAAUGAAUAAAUCGAAGAGUAACAAAACCAAACCUAAGGGUGCCUCAGAUGGUGCGUCCUCUGUUUAUGGACAGACGGAUAAGGAACUAACUGCAGUAUUAAUUGCAGAUCUUUUGUUUAACCGUUUUGAACCGUUGAGUGAAUUCAUCCCUCCAUGUUUACUUCCAUUGGGUAAUGUCCCUCUGCUGUACAUUAAUUUAUCUACACUUGCCUCUGAUGGUUUCAAAAAUAUCCUUAUAUAUACUAUUAAAAGUUAUAAGAAAAUCCAGACAUUUAUAAAGCAAGUUAAAUUAAAUAGUUGUUUCCCUGGAUUGAAGAUCUGUGUACGAAAUGUUGAGAAAUGUCACAAUUUAGGUGAUAUUAUGCGGGAUCUUGAGUCAAGUGAAUUUCUUAAUGGAGUAUCAGACUUCUUACUCGCUCCUGCCGAUCUGAUAUGUGGUGUUUCUCUGACGAAGUAUGUGCAGAAACAUAAGGAGCGGCGUGAAAAAAUGCCAAAUGCCAUACUCACCCUUCUGUUACCGUCUCUCACUGAGGUGAUAAGCCCGGUGCAAGCUUCUGAGUUUAAAGUUAAUGUUAUAUUUUCAAGAACUAAUAAUAAUCGUCUGAUAAACCUUUUCCAUGAGUCUCAAGGUGAAGUUUCCCCAAUUCUCGUAAGCGAUGUCAUGAAAAGCGGAGAGGUCAUUGAGUCAUCUCAGUUAAUGGAUAUUCAACUGGCUGUAUGCAGCAACCACAUACCACCAUUAUUUCAAGAUAAUUUUGAUUAUGAAACAAUGGAUGAUCUUGUUAAUGGAGUACUAACAAAUGAAGAAAUUAUGGAGUAUACUAUUCACAUUGAAUCGCUACCUAAAGGGCCAAUAGUAGUUCAAGCUGCUCCCGAUCUCAGUAGUUUGAUAGACUUAAAUUUCCGACUUCUGUCUCGACAAGGUGGAUUUUGUUUCUCAUUGCCACCGCUUUAUGCUAACUCAUCAUCCUUGGAUUCUGAAAUUUUAGCAGUUGGUCCGCAAGUUUUUGUCUCUGCAUCGGCGAAAAUCCAUCACACAGCACGACUAAUUGGGGCUUGUUUUAUUGGACCCAAGUGUGAGGUUUCAGCUCAUGCUUGCCUGAUUGACUGCGUUUUGGGAGAUAAUUGUUUUAUAGGCGAAAAUGCGUGUUUACGUCGUGUUAUCGCUUUGGAUAAUGUUCAUAUUUCUGAUCAUGUGAAAGCAGAUGUAGCUUGGUUGUGUUCCAAUGCCCGCAUAUUAUCUGGUUUUAAACUUUCCAAUAAUUGUUUCAUGGGACCAUCACCAACAACACCUGUGACUUUAGGCCCAGGAUCUGGAAACUUACCGAAAAAUAGCAUAUUGGUGGCACCUCGUUCUGGUGACAUAGUCUUGGAUCCUUCAGUUGGUGGGGAACAGACAUGGGCUACUUUUUAUAGGAGAAGACAGCUAUCAGAAACAAGUGGUUCCAUGGAAAAUCUUUCUGAGGAGGAUACAAAAUCUAAUCCAUUACAUUUAUCGUCAAAUAGUGAACUGGUAAACUCUUGCUUAUGGGAGACAGCUUGGGAUCGCAUUAAGCAUGCAGCUAAAACACGUCGACAAAAAAUGAAUCAAAGGCGUAGUUACAGUCGAACCAGUGAAAUGCAUUCCGGUAGAUCUAGCAGACCACGUCGUUUAACUAGCGAUAUAAUAGACAGUGAUGGAGAUGUAGACUGUCAAUCAAAAGAGACAUCAAAAAUUGAUAGUGAUGUUGAUGAUGAGCAAUCAGAAAAAUUCAUAAUUACUGAAUUCAAACGGACUUUAGAACGUGGUGAACGACAUUCAUAUCCUGCUGAAACUAUGAUACUUGAAGUGAAUUCUUUGAAACAUGCUUAUAAUGUGCCCAUAGAAGAUUUUGGCUUUUUACUAACAAAGGCCUUAUUGGAUUUAACUCGGGAUCAUCUUUCUUCAGAAGCACAAAAUGAUUGCAGUAAAAGUAGUGUUGUAGAAUUCAUUACAAGUCUUCGUAAAUUUCUGUCCAAGUUCAAGAGUGUCUUAUCGUCGUGUAUGUCAGGUUUUCAGAAUACUGGUCGGAUUUAUCUUCAAGCUGUUGAAGACGCAGCAUGCUAUGAUCCGUUAAUAUUUGCCUCUUCUAUGUCUAUUAUUCAUACACUUUAUGAUUGUGAUUUAGUUUUAGAAGACGAUGUCUGGUGGUGGAAAGAUAAUUCACCUCUCUUACUUGACGAGGAUAUUGCGGACAAGACUAAGUCACUAAGGGAAAAGAUUAAACCCUUUCUUGAUUGGCUUGAACAAGCUGAAGAAGAAGAUGAUGAUGAGUGA
This is a messenger RNA of Trichobilharzia szidati, 3368 nucleotides long. The record is from the annotation of a GenBank genome assembly. Lineage: Eukaryota; Metazoa; Platyhelminthes; Trematoda; Strigeidida; Schistosomatidae.